Morchella importuna is the source of this 957-nucleotide messenger RNA. RefSeq lists its product as uncharacterized. The record is from RefSeq and is a predicted model, not a curated record. NCBI's taxonomy places the organism in Eukaryota, Fungi, Ascomycota, Pezizomycetes, Pezizales, Morchellaceae. Gene Ontology annotation, biological process: lipid metabolic process. Gene Ontology annotation, molecular function: phosphoric diester hydrolase activity. The coding region runs from base 1 to 957 and encodes 318 amino acids. The transcript is spliced from 8 exons.
AUGAGCUACCAAGACGAGCAGCCUUUAUUGGGCUCAAAGAGAUCCCCUGGAACAUUUGGAAAAUCUGUGAUGGGUUCAGAAGAGCUCAAGCUUCCACAGGCUAUAGCACACCGUGGCUUCCAGGCGCAGUUUCCAGAAAAUACGAUAUUGGCUUUUGAAGGCGCUGUUAAAGCUGGGGCCCAUGCAAUUGAGACAGACCUUCAUCUAUCACGAGACGGAGUUGUCAUGAUCUCACACGACGCCACUUUAAAAAGGGUAUUCGGAGAAGAGGGGAAAGUUAUCGACUGCGACUAUUCAUACUUGAAGACGCUGAGAACAGUAGAGGCACCGCAUGUUCCCAUGGCAUCACUGAAAGAGGUGCUAGAAUUGUUAUGUCAACCCGCGCUCAGAAAAAUGUGGUUGUUGUUGGACAUCAAGAUCGACAAUGAUGCGGAAAAUAUCAUUAGAUUAACUGCGGAGACUUUGAAGGAUGUGGGAGGUGGUGUAGAGUUUUGGGGCAAUAGAGUUGUUCUCGGAUGUUGGACAUUGAAUUUCAUCCCGUUAUGUGAGCGUUAUUUACCUGGGUUUCCAAUUACUCACAUCGGAUACUCAAUACCAUAUGCGAGAGAAUUUUUGAAAAUCCCAAAUGUUUCUUUCAACAUGCGUUAUGCAAUCCUCGACGGGCCUAAGGGCGAGAAGUUUCUCAAAGACGCUCGUGCUGCCGGUAGAGACGUUUACACGUGGACAGUAAACGAUGAGCAGGUUAUGAAAUGGACAAUAGCCCAUGGGAUUGAUGUUAAAUUUCUCGAUAUCUGCGAAAAAUAUCUAAACGGCGAAGUCUCAUCAGAACCCUGGAGCUGCAGAAUGACUUUUAUUUUGAUGUAUUAUCAGUUUUUGGCAUACAUCUUUUCAUAUCUAUUUCGAUGUCGCCACGGAUUUACACUGAAGACUGCGGAGAAGGCACACUUGGCUCCCUAA